Molecule: messenger RNA, 2023 nt
Organism: Prinia subflava (tawny-flanked prinia)
Lineage: Eukaryota; Metazoa; Chordata; Aves; Passeriformes; Cisticolidae
Gene: KCNAB1
Product: potassium voltage-gated channel subfamily A regulatory beta subunit 1
Exons: 14
Coding region: 500-1702 (400 amino acids)
Biological process (GO): potassium ion transport; transmembrane transport; negative regulation of delayed rectifier potassium channel activity
Cellular component (GO): extrinsic component of cytoplasmic side of plasma membrane; membrane; cytoplasm
Molecular function (GO): potassium channel regulator activity; transmembrane transporter binding; voltage-gated potassium channel activity
Source: RefSeq, a predicted model, not a curated record
CCAUGGGUGGGAGGUAGCGCUGCUGCGCCUGGGCGAAGGACACCGAUGGAUGCUGCCGCUCCUUAGGGACGCCUGGCGAGGGACGGGGCUCGGCUGUGCCUGCUCAGCACUUGGCGCUCCAGCGGCGCCGGAGCCAGCGCUCGCAGGAUGCCCGCAGUGAUUUAAAACCGGCGGCCGGGAGCCUGCGGCGAGACAGAGCGGCUGCGGAGCGAUCACCAUGAGGGAGCGGCGCUCCGGGAGCACCUGACUGGAUGGAUGCUUCUGGCUGAGCAGCAGCAUCGCCGCGGAGAGCCCGGAGUGAGCCCCGAGCCGCCGGCGCGGUUGCCGUGGCAAGUUCGCGUUCGUCUGCCGGCGGCAGCGCGGGGACGCGGCGCGGCUCUCCCGGAGCCCCCGGCGCUCGGGGAGUCCCAGGUCGGGGGUCUGCCGGCCGUGCUGGGCAGCUGCAGCCCCUGCGGGGCCGGGGGUCCGCCCGCCGCCCGGCCGGGGCACCGCGGGCGCGAUGCAAGUGUCCAUCGCCUGCACAGACCACAACUUGAAGAGAAAUGGUGAGGACCGGCUCAUCAGCAAGCAGAACACCACGACCCCGAACGUAGUGAAUGCAGCCCGGGCGAAAUUCCGGACAGUGGCUAUUAUCGCUCGCAGUUUGGGGACAUUUACCCCGCAGCACCACAUUUCAUUAAAAGAAUCCACCGCAAAGCAAACGGGCAUGAAAUAUAGGAACCUGGGGAAGUCGGGGCUGCGCGUGUCGUGCCUGGGGCUGGGGACCUGGGUCACCUUUGGAGGCCAGAUCUCAGACGAGGUGGCCGAGCAGCUGAUGACCAUCGCCUACGAGAGCGGCGUGAACCUCUUCGACACGGCCGAGGUGUACGCGGCCGGCAAGGCCGAGGUGAUCCUGGGGAACAUCCUGAAGAAGAAGGGCUGGAGGAGGUCCAGUUUGGUGAUAACCACAAAGCUCUACUGGGGUGGCAAAGCUGAGACGGAGAGAGGCCUGUCCAGAAAACACAUCAUCGAAGGGCUGAAGGCUUCUCUCCAGAGGCUGCAGCUGGAAUAUGUGGACGUGGUCUUUGCCAACCGGCCGGACAACAACACCCCCAUGGAAGAAAUUGUGCGGGCGAUGACACACGUGAUCAACCAGGGCAUGGCCAUGUACUGGGGCACGUCCCGCUGGAGCGCCAUGGAGAUCAUGGAAGCCUACUCCGUGGCCAGGCAGUUCAACAUGAUCCCCCCUGUGUGUGAGCAGGCUGAGUAUCACCUCUUCCAGAGGGAGAAGGUGGAGGUGCAGCUUCCAGAAUUGUAUCACAAGAUCGGGGUGGGAGCAAUGACGUGGUCUCCCCUGGCCUGUGGGAUCAUCUCAGGGAAAUAUGGCAACGGCGUCCCUGAAAGCUCAAGGGCUUCACUCAAGUGCUACCAGUGGCUGAAGGAGAAGAUCAUCAGCGAGGAGGGCAGGAAGCAGCAGGGGAAGCUGAAGGACCUGUCGCCCAUCGCCGAGCGCCUGGGCUGCACGCUGCCACAGCUGGCUGUCGCGUGGUGCCUGAGGAAUGAGGGGGUGAGCUCUGUCCUCCUGGGAUCCUCCAACCCCGAGCAGCUGAUCGAGAACCUCGGCGCCAUCCAGGUCCUUCCAAAGAUGACAUCCCAUAUUGUAAAUGAGAUAGAUAAUAUCCUGGGCAACAAGCCCUACAGCAAGAAGGACUACAGAUCCUAAUGCAAUGCAUGAAUUUCCUGGACUGCAUGGUUUAGAAGUGCUCUGUACUCCAGUACAGCCCCGAAUUACUCUCAUGAGAAUCAUUCAGCACUUGCUGCUCGGUGUCUACUGUCACUGGAUCCUUCGAGAUGUGUGCUCUUGCUACUACUCUGCAGUGAAUUUAAAAGCACAGUUGAUCUCUCUUCUAACCAAGAAUAACCUUGUAUUUUCUUACCUUCUUGACCGAGUUCAUUGAUUUUUACUUUACUCUUUGCACCUCAUGCUUGUGCUGUGACAAACACUUGUAAAGCAAAAAAAAAAAAAAAAAAAAAGAAGAAAUAA